Messenger RNA from Cordyceps militaris CM01, 2805 nucleotides. Its product is annotated as C6 zinc finger domain-containing protein. The record is from RefSeq and is a predicted model, not a curated record. Bases 1 to 2805 code for a protein of 934 amino acids. Gene Ontology annotation, biological process: regulation of DNA-templated transcription. Gene Ontology annotation, molecular function: zinc ion binding; acetyltransferase activity; DNA-binding transcription factor activity, RNA polymerase II-specific. Lineage: Eukaryota; Fungi; Ascomycota; Sordariomycetes; Hypocreales; Cordycipitaceae. The transcript has 7 exons.
AUGUGCGCGCUCGCAUGGCACCCACUCACACUUGUUCACACGCUCUACGCUGUCGCACCCGCGCGCACACGCUACUGCGGGUGUGGGCUGGGCUCAUUUGGUUUUGUCGACGACCGCCGAGAAUAUAUCUGUCGUCGCUCUUCUCCCAAGAGUCAAGACACACACACACGCCGUGUCGGCCUCCUACCCUGUCGCCGCUCGCUCCUCGAUACGCCGACGCCCGCCUGCACGCUGCACGGGCUCGAGCUUUUCAAGCGCCGCCGUCUCGCACACGCCCCCUCCCUCAUCAUUUUCCUGCUCCUCGCCUUUCUGCGCCGCAGGUGGGCACUCAACUGCACGCCGUACAAAUAUAGCGCCGUCUCUGCUGGAGCACCAGCCAGCCAGGCGCCCCUCCCACCCCGGGAGAAGCGCUCCUCAGCCCUCACCCCGAGGCUGGACAUUGGACGGGCAGUUCGCUGGUUGGUACCUCAGUACCUACAAAGCAUACUCGCACUAGUCCGCAUCAAGAAAGGCUCGACUGGCUCCGCGUGCCGCCAAUUCUUUCGUCGAGCCGUUGCCGCCUGCUUCCUCAAAAUGCUAGGCUCCCUCCGCCCCCCAGCCCGACUCCUUCGCGUCCUCACCUCCACGUCCGCUUCAUUCCCACGCAUUUUCGUGCCUUCCCAAGCAUCGCAUUUCAUACUCUUCAACAUAAAUCUCGCCUUUGCACCAAAAGUCUCAUCGAAGCCUGGGUACGAUAGCCAACACACUCCACCGCCGCUGGCCAACGUCAGCUCCAACUUGACCUGUUUUGCGAAUUCAUCUACCAUGUCCGGUUUUACGGCACUGAAUGGCUCCUCGCCGAAGGUGUCAACCAAACCUGUUGCUGCCUCCAGCUCUGACGCUCAGAAUGGUGCCGCCGACGAGCAGUCCAACCAACCGGCUCCGGCUCCCGCCGCCUCUGUCGAAGCCGCGCCCGGUCAGGCUCUGGCUCCUCCUCCAGCGCCAUCUCGUGUCGACGCUUCCGCUCGCCAUCGUUCUCACACCUCCGCUGAAGCACCGAACCCGCUCCCUGCCAAUCCUGUCGACUACUCUGCUACCGGGACCACGCAACCUCCCACCGCUCAAUCUCCUAAUCAGCGUGAGAGCUGGCCAACAAAGGGCUUAGAUCGCACACCCUCUGCCCCGGCGCCAGGUGAGAAUGAUUCCUCCAACAAGCGCAAGCGGUCCCAUUCGAACGAAGGCAGGACUUCACUCCCUACCCAAGCCGCCAAACGCACUCAUAAAUCCACUGAGCGCACGCAGGAGCGCACACCAGAGACUGGAACCGUUGCCAACGGCGAUUAUCUCCGACCAGAGUCGCAGAGUGGCGAUGCACGUACAUCGACGCCUGGAUACCAGGCUUCUCCUCCUUCCGUUUCCAUUCGGGCCCCUGGGGAGCAGCACCUUGUUCAACGUCAGCCUGCUGGCCAGGUCGAAUAUACGCCCGUCACACCCCAGAAUAACCAAGCUGUCGUCCAAUACAAUACCCCGACAUACUCGGAAGAACGCUCUGGCACCGUUGUACAGCAUGACCCUAAGAAACGAAAGCGCAAUUUCAGCAACCGAACCAAAACUGGAUGCCUGACUUGCCGCAGAAGAAAGAAGAAGUGCGACGAAGCGAAGCCAGAAUGUAACAAUUGUAUCAAGGGGGCAUUUGUAUGCGCCGGAUAUCCACCCCAGCGAGGCGCUGGCUGGCCGAAGAUGGUCGAAAACAAGCCCGGAGGCAUUCCACUCGAAUCCAAGGAUCCCAACUACGUGCCACCUGGUGCAUACGGCAUGCCUGCUUCGCCAUACACGUCUUCACAAGCCGCGAAUAGCGGCCAACCAAGCGGCCCCAAGCGCGAGCCUCUACCCCAGUACCGCGGCCAGAACAUUCGAGUCGACACAGCCAAGGGAGCUGAUGGUCCCUCCGGUAGCCCUGAGCACAAGCACCCACCCGGUCCCUACACGCCUGGAUCUAACGCUUAUCCCACUCCGGUAUCAGCCAACACUCAACCACCCGCUUUUGGUGAUCGCGUCACUAACGACUACCAGCGACACCACGAGGCACCACCCGUAUCCAGCGCUCAGAUGGCGGCCCAGAUGGCACUCUCUCACGCCCAGGCACAGCCCCACAACCUGGCAGUUCUUCCCUUCGACCAGAGACGCUCCACCCAGAAAGAUGAAAUGCUCCAAGGCGGUUACUUUUAUCAGUAUGAUGCGGAACUGAGCGCCGAGAGAGACCGCGCGGCCACGGCCUGUUGGCGGUUCAACUCGCUGACGUAUCCUCCCACCAAUGGAGUCUCUACGGAGGAACGUGCCCGUCUAUUCCUUGAGAUUAUGCAGCCGCGUGACUCUUCUUCCAUCCCCGUUGAAGAGGCCUCUAGCCGCAGCAAUGUUGGCCGUGUUGGACGUCACGUCGCCGUCGAAUCCCCUUUCCACUGUGACUACGGCUACAACAUCAGCAUUGGGAACAAUGUCUCCAUCGCAAAAGGCUGCACCAUGAAUGAUGCGGGCAAGAUCCAGAUUGGCGAUAAUUGCAUCCUAGGGCCCAACGUCAGCAUGUACACCAUCGAACUGUCGACUGAUCCGAAGCACCGCCAGGGUGGGCACGGUGCACAAUUAGGCAAGCCCAUCAUUAUUGACUCGGACUGCUGGAUUGGUGGUGGUGUAAUUAUCAUGCCUGGCAAGGUUAUUGGGAAGGGCUCUACUGUCGGCGCAGGCUCGGUUGUUACCAAAGAUAUUCCUCCUUUCACCGUCGUGGCUGGUAACCCCGCACGUGUUUUGCGUGGUGUGGCCCCGAUCUAA